Doryrhamphus excisus (bluestripe pipefish) is the source of this 4131-nucleotide messenger RNA. It is a transcript of the gene kcnq2b, whose product is annotated as potassium voltage-gated channel, KQT-like subfamily, member 2b. Gene Ontology annotation, biological process: potassium ion transmembrane transport. NCBI's taxonomy places the organism in Eukaryota, Metazoa, Chordata, Actinopteri, Syngnathiformes, Syngnathidae. Gene Ontology annotation, cellular component: membrane; voltage-gated potassium channel complex. Gene Ontology annotation, molecular function: voltage-gated potassium channel activity. The record is from RefSeq and is a predicted model, not a curated record.
UUCCUUCGGUGGUUGUCAAGGUAACCACGGCCUGUUGCCAUGGGGACUGAAGGUCGGACAUUAAAAAAUGACAUGCAGUUGCACGCUGUCUCGUAGAUCAAAUAUAUCAUUUGAUCAAUGGGAUGCUUUUUGGCAGUCCGCUGGAUCGAUACCCCGCCAGUGACGUCAUUCUCCUUCCGGUCUGCGCGGGAAGUCGCUGAGGUGGAGACAAAAUAAUCUGCAGAUCAGCAGCUUGUUUGUCUCCUCAGCAUCUCUCCUCUUCAUCCUCGCUUCUCCGAGCAGCGAUGCUCCAAGCGGACCGGGCCGCCUUCAGUGGAGUGUCCGCCGGCUGCCAGUGAACGUCGGGCUCGAUUCUCUCUCCGUCAUGGUGCAAAAGUCGCGUAACGGCGGCGUGUUCCCCGGAGCCCAGGCCGACCAGAAGAAGCUGAAGGUCGGUUUCGUAGGUCUGGAGGCCGGGGGGACUGAGUCCAGCAGGGACGGAGCGCUACUCAUUGCAGGAGCUGAUGAAGGUCCUCGCCGGCAGCGCAGCAGCGUCUCCGGAGGAGGCAAGAAGCCCCCUAAAAGAAACGCCCUCUACAGGCGUCUGCAGAACUUCCUGUACAACGUCCUGGAGAGACCCAGAGGAUGGGCUUUCAUCUAUCACGCUUACGUGUUCCUCCUGGUCUUCUCCUGUCUGGUUCUGUCCGUCUUCUCCACCAUCCGAGAGUAUGAGAAGAGCUCAGAGGAUGCGCUCUACAUCUUGGAAGUGGUGACCAUUGUGGUGUUUGGGGUGGAGUACAUGGUUCGCAUCUGGGCCGCGGGGUGCUGCUGUCGCUAUCGGGGCUGGAGAGGUCGACUUAAAUUCGCCAGGAAACCGUUCUGCGUCAUCGACAUCAUGGUGCUGAUUGCGUCCAUAUCCGUGCUGGCCGCGGGGACGCAGGGAAAUGUCUUCGCCACCUCGGCCAUCCGCUCGCUGCGUUUCCUUCAGAUUCUCCGAAUGAUCCGAAUGGACCGGCGGGGUGGAACCUGGAAGCUACUGGGCUCGGUAGUGUACGCCCACAGCAAGGAGCUGAUCACCGCUUGGUACAUCGGCUUCCUGUGUCUCAUCCUGGCCAGCUUCCUGGUUUAUUUGGCAGAGAAAGAAGACAACGAGCAGUUUGAGACGUACGCUGAUGCCCUUUGGUGGGGACUGAUCACCUUGACAACCAUUGGUUACGGAGACAAGUUCCCCAUCACCUGGAAUGGACGUCUGCUGGCGGCGACCUUCACUCUCAUUGGAGUGUCCUUCUUUGCCCUCCCAGCUGGCAUCCUGGGGUCUGGUUUUGCUCUGAAGGUUCAGGAGCAGCACAGACAGAAACACUUUGAGAAGAGACGCAACCCAGCAGCUGGGCUCAUACAGGCGGCGUGGAGGGUCUACGCCACAAACUUGAGUCGAUCCGACCUGACGUCAACAUGGGACUAUUACGAGAGGACUGUGUCCGUCCCCAUGUACAGGUUAAUCCCUCCCCUCAAUCAGCUGGACCUGCUGAGGAACCUCAAGAACAAGUCUGGGCUUUCGUUCAGGAAGGACGUCCAACCAGAACCGUCUCCCAGUCAGAAGGUCAGUCUGAAGGAGAGGGUCUUCUCAUCUCCACGCAGUUCAGGAACCAAAGGAAAAGGUUCUCCUCAACACGUAGUUGGCCCAGGAGUUCCUCUUGGAGUUCCCAGUGUCCCUGGGGGUGUUCAGGCUUUGCGACGCUCCCCCAGUAUAGAUCCCAGUCUGGAGGACAGUCCCAGCAAGGUUCCUAAGAGCUGGAGCUUUGGAGAACGCAGCAGAACCAGACAGGCCUUCAGGAUCCGAGGAGCAGCCUCUCGCCAGAACUCUGAAGUUCUCAUAGAGAUGCAGGAUGAGGAGUUCAGACAAAAGAGCUCGCCAGACGCCAGCCUGCCGGGAGAAGACAUGGCCGACGAUAACAAGAGCUGUCACUGCGAGUUUGUCCCGCAGGACCUGACCCCCGGCAUCAAGGUCACCAUCAGAGCCAUCUGUAUCAUGCGCUUCAUGGUGUCCAAAAGGAAGUUUAAGGAGAGUCUUCGUCCCUAUGAUGUUAUGGAUGUAAUAGAACAGUAUUCAGCAGGACAUCUGGACAUGCUGGCACGCAUCAAGAACCUCCAAUCCAGAGUGGACCAAAUCGUGGGAAGAGGAACGCCAAUCGCAGACAAGGACCGACCAAAAUCAGCAGGCGAAGAUCUACCCGAGGACCCAAGUAUGAUGGGGCGACUUGGAAAGGUGGAGAAGCAGGUUCUGUCUAUGGAGAGGAAGCUGGACUUCCUUGUGAACAUCUACAUUCAGCGAAUGGGAAUUCCUCAGGCCGAGACAGAUGCAUACUUUGGAUCCAAGGAGCCUGAUCCUGCACCGCCUUACCACAGUCCAGUGGAGCAGCUGGAGAAGAGCCAGUCCAUUCACAAGAUCCACCAGGUGUUGCCCGGCGACGGUGCGGACAAGAGUCACUUCGGGACAAAGAUGGUCCGCUCCAGCAGUUCUACCGGGCACAGGAACUACAACGCCGCCACCUGCACCCCCUCCACCUCUUGGCAGCCAAUCAGUUCUCAUCUUCACCAGCAGGCCCCUCACCCGCCUCAGCGUAGCCAUGGCAACACUCCGAGCCCUGCAGGUGACGCCUCGCUCGUUCGACUCCCACCGCCGCCGGCUGGUGAACGACACGGAGGAAACCGUUCCAACCGCCACAGUGUCGGAGAGCGUGCGGGUGCCGAAAGAUCAGAGAGGGGAGCUGAGAGCACCCACGAGGAGGGCAAGCUGGACAGCGACGCCUCCGUAUCCAUCCCAUCUGUGGACCACGACGAGCUGGAGCGCUCCUUCAGCGGCUUCUCCAUCUCGCAGUCCAGAGAAAACCUAGACUUCCUCAACAAUGGCUUCUACUCAGCUGCUGCCAACCUGGGGGAACGCCGCGGCGUGGGCGGAACCUCCUGCUGUGCCACCAUUCGACCAUACAUUGCAGAGGCUGAGUCAGACUCGGACUCGGAGCUCUGUGCCCCCUCGCCACACUCGGACCACGCCUGGACCGGAACCAAGUAGAUUUGAGUGUAAAGCAAGCAGAACCAGCAGAACUGCAUUAAUAAUAAUAAUAAUAGUAAUAACAAUAGAAAUGUGAAUGACAAAAACACCAGCUGGAGUGACAGUGAAGUGAAAACACACCAGCUGGGUUUGUGUCGUCGACUUUUUUUCUUUUUUUUUUACAAUGACAGGACACACUCACUCCUGAUUGGUUCGCUGAAAGGAUGCACUCAGUCCUGACUGGUUCACUGAAAGGAUGCGAUCGCUCCUGAUAUGUUCACGGCAGGGACACACUCACUCCUGAUUGGUCCACACUAGUUGCCUGCUUGUGUCCACUUUGUUUCGACACACACAUCACCGCUACAUGUAUUGUUACUGUGUUAUUGUCAUGUCACAUAUGGACCUGAAGGGGGCGCUAAUUCUCAGAACAAAGUCUUGCCUUUGAAUCGUCAACAUUGCAAAGACGAACAAUAACAGUAGAAGCUUUUCUAGUCUGACUCCACACACAUUAAGGUAGCCGAUGAUGCUAGGUGAGCCCUUCGAACGCUAGCAACGCUAAAAUUAACUCCACGGGUGUAAAAGCUUUUUAAAAUAAUCUCAUAUUAUGCUACUUUAGCAUGGCUUGAUAUAUUAAAGAGCGGCGAAAACGCUAACAAGUCUGAGGAACUAAUAACAGACGUUAUAUAUAGACAAGUACGUAGUGUGAAAUGGAGCAAUUUAUCCGAACGUUAAUUAAAAAGCUAAUGAGACAAUGACGCGCUUAGCGGUCACGUGACACCAGCGACCGAGAAAUACUUAACAUGGCGAUGUCCAUGGCAUUAUAAUCAUCAUAAUAAUCCAAAUAUAUAUCCAUGCAGCAUGGCAGUCAUUAAGUUCACUUUCGCUUAUUGAAGAUAGGGAUAAACUUUUGGACUCGUUUGUGACGAGCACUUGCACUUCCUAACCUGGCCUACAGGGGGCGUCGUCAGGUCCAUUGACUAUUACUGUAGCAAAGUGUUUUAUUUAACGUGGCUUCCAUGUGUGACUGAUUGUACUUACUAGUAUUCUCAAUAAAAUCACUUGUUUCUUUUAUGGUGUUUAACUACACUGUUGUACAUUUU